AUGUUAGCGUUUACUAGAAUUGCUCCCAAGGUGAGAACCCUUGCGUCGGUCGCGCGGAUGCAGUUGCGCACUUAUGCGUCGUAUCCACCACACACUAUCAUCGGCAUGCCAGCCCUUUCGCCCACCAUGACGCAGGGCAACCUAGCGGUAUGGACAAAGAAGGAGGGUGACAAGUUGAGCCCAGGUGAAGUGCUCGCCGAGGUGGAGACGGACAAGGCGCAGAUGGACUUCGAGUUCCAAGAGGAGGGCUUCUUGGCGAAGAUCUUGGUGCCAGAGGGGGCCAAGGAUGUGCCAGUGAACAAGCCGAUUGCGGUGUACGUCGAGGAGGAGGGCGACGUGGCCGCGUUCAAGGACUUCAAGGUGGAGGAGUCUGCAGCUGAGUCGAAGGACGCUCCAGCGAAGGAGGAGGCUGCGCCUGCCAAGGCUGCGCCUGCUGCUGCUGCGCCUGCAAAGGCGGCAAAGAAGAGCACCGGUAGCGCUGCUUCCGGCGGCCGCAUCAUGGCCUCUCCACUAGCCAAGACCAUUGCGUUGGAGAAGGGUAUUUCUCUGAAGGAGGUGACCGGCACCGGUCCUAACGGCCGCAUCACCAAGGAGGACGUCGAGAAGUACUUGGCCAAGGCGCCAAAGAAGACCGAAAGCGCUGCUGCGCCAGCUGCUGCAACGUACGAAGACGUUCCUAUCAGCAACAUGAGACGUGUCAUCGGUUCGCGUUUGCUGCAGUCCUGCCAGAGCAUUCCUUCGUAUCCUAUCUCGUCCGACAUAUCAGUGGCCAAGCUGCUAAAGUUGAGGCAGUCUUUGAAUGCUGCUGGGAAGGACCAGUACAAGCUCUCCAUCAAUGAUAUCCUCAUCAAGGCGAUUGCCGGCGCUGCCAAGCGUGUGCCAGAGGCCAACGCCUACUGGUUGGAGGACCAAGGUGUGAUCCGCCUGUUCAAGAACGUCGACGUCUCUGUGGCCGUCGCCACCCCUACCGGUCUAAUCACCCCAAUCGUGAAGAAUGCCGAGUCCAAGGGCCUACGCUCUAUCUCUGCGGAGAUCAAGGAGUUGGGUAAGCGUGCGAAGGAGAACAAGCUUGCGCCACAUGAGUUCCAGGGUGGUACCAUUUGUAUCUCGAACUUGGGCAUGAACAACGCCGUCUCCUCCUUCGGCUCUAUCAUUAACCCUCCUCAGUCCACCAUUCUAUCCAUUGGUACCUUGCGCAGAGUCCCUGUUGAGGACGCCGGUGCAGAGUACGGUUUUACCUUUGAGGACAGAAUGAACAUCACCGGUGUGUUCGACCACAGAACCAUCGACGGUGCCAGAGCUGCGGACUUCAUGCGUGAGUUGAAGAACAUCAUCGAGAACCCAUUGGAAUUGAUGUUGUAA
This is a messenger RNA of Eremothecium gossypii ATCC 10895, 1362 nucleotides long. It is a transcript of the gene LAT1, whose product is annotated as dihydrolipoyllysine-residue acetyltransferase. Gene Ontology annotation, molecular function: dihydrolipoyllysine-residue acetyltransferase activity. The record is from RefSeq and is marked provisional. NCBI's taxonomy places the organism in Eukaryota, Fungi, Ascomycota, Saccharomycetes, Saccharomycetales, Saccharomycetaceae. Bases 1 to 1362 code for a protein of 453 amino acids. Gene Ontology annotation, cellular component: pyruvate dehydrogenase complex. The transcript has a single exon. Gene Ontology annotation, biological process: pyruvate decarboxylation to acetyl-CoA.